Molecule: messenger RNA, 1338 nt
Organism: Diospyros lotus (date-plum)
Lineage: Eukaryota; Viridiplantae; Streptophyta; Magnoliopsida; Ericales; Ebenaceae
Exons: 4
Coding region: 1-1338 (445 amino acids)
Source: RefSeq, a predicted model, not a curated record
AUGGAUUACUACACUAAACUAUUGACGGAGAACUGGGACGAGUUUGAGGAAGAACAGGAUAGCUAUUUAGAAAAAGAAUAUGACGCACAGACACGGGAAGAUAUGGACAGAUAUUUUAAAAGAAAGUCUCUCUUUUCAAUUGAAGAAAAUAGUGGGGUAAAGAAAAUAAGUGUUAAGGUAGAUGAUAAUCAUGAUAUUCAAGAGAAUGAUUAUACACAUAAAGCAAGUAUUGAAGAAAAUUCUGAAGCAAAGAAAGCAAGUGUGGAGGAGGAAAAUCAUAUUGAAGAAAAUGAACAAGUUAACAAAGGAAGUAUUGAGCAAAUUGAUAUUGCACAACUUUCUACAUAUCCUGGGCUAAGAACUCCAAUAAUGGAUUACAAUGUUAAUCUUAGAGAUCAAAUUAGAAGAGUCUACUUACAAAGAGCAAAUAAUGGGGAACAAGGAAAUGGUGAUUCUUUUGUGAAAGAAGGGUUCAGUAAUUUUAAAAAGAAAGAUAGACUUCAAGUUCAUGUUGGAGAUGUCAAUAGUGCACACAAUCAAGCUCGAAGUAACUGUGAAGCCUUAAUAAAUCAAGAGAAAAAUAUUGAGUCAGUUUUCUUUAGGCAGUCAGAACAAAUACGGUGUGAUUAUCGAAUUCAUUUGAAUGCAUCAAUUAAUUGUAUUCAACUUCUUCUACAACAAGGACUAGCCUUUCGUGGUCAUGACGAGUCUGAAGAUUCAAAUAAUCAAGGUAAUUUUCUUGAACUAUUACAAUUUCUAGCCAAUCAUAAUAAGGAGAUUAAGGUUGUUACUUUGAAAAAUGCUCCUGAAAAUCUCAAGUUAACAUCACCUGAUGUUCAGAAAGAUAUUGUACAAGCUACUGUUAUUGAAACAAUUGAUCUUAUCAUAAAAGAUGUUGGUGAUGCAUUCUUUUCAAUUCUAAUUGAUGAAUCUCGGGAUAUCUCAAUAAAGGAACAAAUGUCUAUUGUUUUGUGUUAUGUGAAUACAACGAGACAUGUAGUUGAAUGGUUUAUUGGGAUUGAACAUAUUUCCAUUGUAGCAAAGAAACAUGUGCAAGUUACUUCGCUCUUUAAUUUGGUUUCUAGAGUGGUGAAUAUUGUUGGAGCAUCAUCGAAGCGUUGUGAUCUUUUGCGAGAGAAACAAGAAGCCAUAAUUUUUGAAGCACUCAAUAAUGGUGAGAUUUCAAGUGUCCGGGGUCUUAAUCAACAAAGUACUAUUACUCGUUUUGGUGAUACUCGUUGGGGAUCGCAUUAUGGUCCUUUGAUUAGUUUGAUUUCCAUGUUCUCACCUAUAGUUGAUAUUCUUGAAAUGAUUGUUGAUGAUGGAUUUACUGAAUAA